AUGACAGCGUUCGGACUGGAGGGGAAAUUGGCCUUGGUAACAGGUAAGGAAGACUCUUCCCAUGUUGUAUAAAAGGCUCGUUUGGCUACAUUUGAUUCGCUCUUUUCAUGGCUUGGGAAACGAAGUGUCCAAAAAUUUUUUCGUCUACCAAAACAACGGUAAAAAAGUUACGAUUACAUUCUACAUGCUUACUAAUAAUUGUUGUUCUUUUUACAAUUUUCCCGACUUUGUUUCUGCGACAGAAUAUAAAUAAAAAAUUUUUUUUGCCAUUUCGUUUCCCAAGCCGUAAAAGGCGCAAUUCAAAUGUAGCCGUACUCUUUAAGGCUUUUUUCACGCUGACAUCUUUUUUUGCCGCGGUUUCAAAAUUUUUUAUUUACUCUAUUUUAGUAUUUUGUCUGUCAGGAGUAUUAUUUUUACAAUUUUGCUUACCAAUUUACAAGGUACGGCAAUUUUUCGGCCGGAUUUGAAUUGGAUAUUACGUUUUUAGAUUUCGGUCAAAUUAAAAAAAAUUUUCCCUGAAUCCUCAGACUCCUCCAUUUUGAUGCGUAUGUCACCAUCCUUAUGUGUUUGUUGUUAAUUUUUACUUCAGUUCAAUAAAUGGGUAUAACAUAUUAUACAGGGUGGGGCAUCUUUGUGGCCCGAUUUGAAUUGACUAUAACUUCUUUAGUUUUUGGCCAAAUUUUAAAAUUCUUUUUUUCCCUGAAUCGUCAGCUAACCCCAUUUUGUUUGAUACCAAAUAUGUUAUACAUAGUAAGUGUAUCUCUACAGUUAUUGGAUUUAUUCUUGGAGUUCAUUUUUUCGGUCGUUUUUCGGUUGUUUUUUCGGUCUUUCCCGGUGUGUCCAGAAAUGGAGUACGGUCCGGAAGAAAAAUACGGUGGAAUUUACCCUCCCGAAAAUCGACGAUGAGAAUAAGAACAAAAAGUGAAGAUCAACCUCCAGAGUUCGUCGAAUGGUCCAUGGUGAAUGCAUUCCCUCGGUUCUGGCCAAACUUCGUGUACUCAUAUGCGGAUUUUCUCGGAAUUUUGACAAAACUUCUUCAAUUUUCAAUUCCGUUCAUACCCAUCUUUCCUGCUUUUUUUGUUUCCUGUUAACGCUGGCAGUCUCAAGAAACUUAUUCCACGAACGUCGAAUUGUCUUGCGAUCUGGAGGUUAGGCAUUACGUCCGUAUUUCAUGCGGUAUCCCCAUUUGAAAAUUUAACGCCGAACCGUACUUUCUAUACCAAACCACAGACCAAGCCUUUUCUUCCACACCGGACUCCAUUUUCGGACACACCGGGAAAGGCCGAAAAAACAACCGAAAAACAACCAAAAAAAUGACUUCAAGAAUAAAUCCAAUAACUGUAGAUGACGCUCACCUAUGUAUAACAUAUUUGGUAUCAAACAAAAUGGGGUUGGCUGACGAUUCAGGGAAAAAAAGAAUUUUAAAAUUUGGCCAAAAACUAAAGAAGUUAUAGUCAAUUCAAAUCGGGCCACAAAGAUGCCCCACCCUGUAUUUGGUAUUAACAAAAUGGAGGAGUCUGAGGAUUCAGGGAAAAAAAUUUAACAUUUUGCCAAAGGCCAAAAAAGUCAUACAAUUCAAAUCCGGCCGAAAAAUUGCCGCACCCUGUUUUCGUUAUAAUUGCAGGCGCAGCACAAGGAAUUGGGGCUGCAACGACACGGAAGUUCGCUGAACAUGGCGCAAAUGUGAUUCUCGUUGACAUAAAAGAAGAUGUUUUGAAAAAUACGGCACAAGAAAUUCAGAAAGGUAUAUUUUUGACACUUACUAGUUAGUCAAAACUAGGGUUUGUACGUUCCGGGUAUAUAUGGCUCGGGACUUCUAAAUCUCUCAACAAGAGUCAAUCCGAACCCAGCAAAUUUAGUACAAAGUUAAAAGUUGCGCAAUCUGACAUAACAUUACGCCUUUCUCCCAUUGCUGCCUUUCAAUUUCUGCCUUUCUCUGUCGCCUCCUCUUUUUUUGUCAACUUUUAACUUGGACUAAAUUUGCAGGUUUCCGAUGGAUUUUUGCGGAGAGAUUUAGAAGUCCCGAGCCUGGUCAAAACCUGUGAAAAAUAUCAAAAUAAUAUUUUUUGUUUAUUUUAGAUUUCCCGAACUUGAAGAUUAUUGCGGAAGUCUGCGAUGUUAGUCAGAAAAGGGAAGUAGAUGCAUUGGCGGAGAGAGUGGAGAAGAUAUUUCCCCAAUCCAUUGAUGCUUUAGUCAAUAAUGCUGCAAUCGUCAACAUUAGCCCAUAUUUGGAACUAAAGGAAGAGGACUUUGACAAAGUGUUAGCAACUAAUUUGAAAUCUGUUCAUGUGGUAGGCUAUGUUUUAAUUUUGUAUAAAUCUAAUCGUAAGUAUAUUUUUUUACUUAUUAUUUCUGUUUGUUCAGGUAACCCAAGUCUUUGCCAAACAAGCGGUUGCCCAAAAGCGCCCGCUGGCAGUUGUAAAUCUCUCAUCGAUCACCACUAAUGCUGGAAUGGCCCAGAUUGCACCGUAUGUUGUAGCCAAGGAAGGAAUAAAUGGUCUGACAAAGGUGCUGGCCAAGGAGUUGGGAAAGUACAAUAUCCGAGUGAACUCGAUUAAGCCUGGCUUUGUGGAUACACCCAUGAACGCGCAUCUAAACGACGCUUCUCGUGCUGAUAUUGCUCGUCAAACGCCCUUAGGGCGAAUGGCGCCGCCCGAAGAGAUAGCGAAUGUAAUUGUUUUUUUCGCUUCAGACCUGGCCAGUUUCUGUACUGGCAGUUUCGUUGAUGUGAAUGGCGGUAUGACACUCUAAACUGGACCAUUUGUAUAGAUUACUCCUUUAUCAAGAGUCUGAUGUGAUUAACUUACUCCAUUUUAUCACUCGCAUAUCGCCAACCACAAGCCCGGUUAUGAUGAUUAAUAAACAAGUGCUUCAUCCACUCUCAUGAGUAAUAUUCAGCACACAUUCAUUUCUUUGUGGCACAUUUCGCAGUCUGCGGGUGCUUCUAACAAAGUAAAAGACCAUGGUAAUCGUAUUUGAAUCGAACAAAAACGGAAAUGUUUUUGUGCCUUUUUUGAUUGCCACUGUCAUAAGAGAAUAAUGGCCAUGGGAUGAUCAAAUUAGGGCCUCCCUCCCUCUUGGAUGUGGAGUAACACUUGAGAGCCGAGUUUUUGUCUAAUCUAAUCCAAUUGUUUCGUGCUGAAACUGAGUAGAAUUUUUUGAAAUUUAUAGUGGGGAAUUGCAAUAACUUUUGUUACAUGCAUACUCUAAUAUGUGAAGCAUAUCUUUAAUGGGAGUGGCUCUUUAGCCAUGUAUCUUCGUCCCUUUAUGCCCAUCCAGAGGUCGGUCGGGCAUAGAUAAGGUUAAUUUCCCAUGGCAUAGGGCCCUUAGGGAGUAACUCCAUUCGUGAUGUCUAAAACCCCGUUCUUUAAUUGCGUCCGCUUAUUGCCUUGAUAGUCGCUUAUCAUCGUGACAUCACCUCAGCCCCGUCUCAACACCCUCAGGGCAAAAGUUUUGGUUAAUGAAGAAAGAGAAAUAAAUCCAAGUAAAAGAAAAGCGCAAUAGAGCCGGAGGCUACGAAGGAAGUGCUGGGCAGUAAGGACGUCGGUUCGCCUUUCUUUCGUCGCAUCAAGACUUGAAUUUUGUUGUUCUAGAAGAGGAACUCGUUCGCUUUUUUAAAACUUUUGUAUGGCUAGAUUCCAGGUGUUUGUGACCAAAAUUUGGCCUUUCCCCCAAUGCCCCGAAAGGGACGAACUCGUUUCCCAAAAGAAGGCGAUCCAACGCUUAGAAAUUUUAUUCGGCAAUAUCUAUCUCCGAGAAAAGCGCACCCAAUUUGAAAAUGGCCACAAUAAGUGCGAGGAAUUUGCGUUAUUUCCGGUUAUUGAGGCCCAUCUGACUUGCGGCGUUCCGUGUUUUUCUCAACUUUGGCCCAUUAAUUUCAGGACAAAAAAGUGCCUUAG
Messenger RNA from Bursaphelenchus xylophilus (pine wood nematode), 3899 nucleotides. The record is from the annotation of a GenBank genome assembly. Lineage: Eukaryota; Metazoa; Nematoda; Chromadorea; Rhabditida; Aphelenchoididae.